GUUUGCAGAGCCGUCAAUGCCAGGUAAGGCUGCUCCUGAAUUUGCCUGUUUCACCGAGACUUGGGCUGUGACGAAAUAGGACGCGCCGCUGAUCAUAUUGCUUAUCUACAGAAAGGCGACCCUCGCCAGGCCUGCAGCUCAACCUCUCCUCCAACAACCCCUUCCGCCGCGCUGCCUCUCCCGGUUUCCCCUCGCCCGCCAGUGCCAACCGCUCGAGCUCGGGCAGCAGACCAAUGUCGCGCAAUCCCUUUAUAUCUACCUUCGAGGCCGAGUUUAACAAGGAGGCAUCCAGAGACCUCGUUGACAUGUCGGCCACCAUGAAGGACUCUCCCAAGAAAUCAAACUUCGGCUUUGCCGCCGAAGAGCUCUUUGCCAACCUCACCAUUGACGACGCCGAUAAGAAGCGAGCUCCCCCGCCACGACCUGCCCCUGCCCGCAGCGGCACCGAUCCCCGUGCAGGCCACCGUCCCUCGCGCUCCGAAGAGGAGAGACAGCGCAUGCGGGAAGCUUCUCGCGGAGGCUCUCGACCACGGGGACCUCCCAGCUCGUCGCGCCCUCCCCAGCUCAACAGCCCCGAACGCCGCGAGAACCGCCGCCCCCGACGCAACUCCGAAUCCUCCAUCAUCGACCGAGGCUCUCUCGACCCGCGUGAAGAGCGCAGGCGCAGGGAGCGCCGCAAGGAGCGCGAAGAGCGUGCUAAAGACGGCAAGGACAGCAAAUCUGGCGGCAAGAAAGUCCGCAGGCCGCAAGGUCUUGAUCUCAUUGACAAACUCGAUGUGACUGGCAUCUACGGACCUAGCAUGAUCCACCACGAUGGGCCCUACGACGCUGUGCAACCCCACCGCAACCGCAAGAAGGACCAGCGCGCACCCAUGCAUGCCUUCCCCGUUGGUUCAGCCAAUAACACUCUGGGUGGUUCUGGACCGUUGAACACAAAGAUCGAUCUUGACAGGAUCCAUGGCAGGGGUGCCGAGGGCUUCACCGACUUUGCCGGUGCCGAGACUGAGUGGAAGAAGCCAGCCCCAGUGGCCGCAGAGUUCAGCGCAAAAGGUCGACAAGACAUUGUACACGGCGAGCAGACCCAUGGUCUUGGAACAUCUACCUUCCUCGAGGGCGCCCCGGCUUCCCGCAAAGCGAUCCAAGAAGAGUCCGAUGCUCAGAGGCAGAAGCAACUAGCUGAUGGCGGUCUCGGUCGCAAGAAGUCCAUCGCCCAGCGAUUCCGCGGCAUUUCUCAGCCCCGUCGUUACGGUGACGGCCCACGCAUCACUUCGCCCGACGCACGUUAUGGAGCUGCCACCAGUCCAAGCGGCCCCUACAGCGCCGGAGCCAUCUCGCAGACCAAGGCCACAGAGCAGAACCCAUUCUUCAGUGACGACUACGACAAGGCCUACGACGCCAAGGGCGCAGCCAUUAAGACCAACGAGGGCGGACCUUCACCACCUCGGGGCGCUGCGCUGCAACGGUCCAUCACCACCGACAGCGUAGGAUCUCCCACAGGCGAGGCUAAGCCCAGCGGUGGGUUCCUCAACCGCGUCAAGUCCCUCAAGGGCGGACGUCGACGUCCAGCUUGAGAAUUCACAGGCAUGGUUGAAAUGAUUCGACCACUUCACUCAUCUUCCCUCUGAGCGGCUCAAAUCCAUCUCGAAGGACAUAAAAGACACGGUGUACAUCGCGCCAAGGCGACGACUGCAGCCAGCUUAUUUCUCCUAUCGUCACACACCUACCAUCGGGGCAUACACUUUCCUUCCGUCUGGCGCUGGAGUCGUUGGGGCUUGAAAGCACAAGGUCUGGAUACCACUCAUGUGUAACAGAACUCAGGCAUGCUUCAACAAGACAAAGAAGGCUCUCCCUUCUUCAAUCCCCAGUUUCAAUCUUUUUUCAAUCGAGUCACUUUUUCUUUCAAUGCGCAGAAAUUGGGCUACUUGCAUAGCUCUUACAACACAUCAAGUUUGCGAUGCUUUGGGGAUGCGAGGCGUAGAAUGUGUAGCUAGGAAUCAAAAUUUGCAAACAUUAAGAUAC
This is a messenger RNA of Alternaria rosae, 2019 nucleotides long. RefSeq names its product Pal1 cell morphology protein-domain-containing protein. The coding region runs from base 234 to 1571 and encodes 445 amino acids. Gene Ontology annotation, cellular component: cytoplasm. NCBI's taxonomy places the organism in Eukaryota, Fungi, Ascomycota, Dothideomycetes, Pleosporales, Pleosporaceae. The record is from RefSeq and is a predicted model, not a curated record. The transcript is spliced from 2 exons.